AUGGCGGAAAGCAUGAGUGGGAAGUCUUUCCGAGAAGUCGUUGUUCCCUCAAGCCCCUCGUCAAAAUGGAAAGAAAUUACGGUGAACACUGGUGCUUCAGCCAGCACACUGCAAGAUCUGAAGGUGCCAGACAGUUGUGGUGGCUUCUCUUAUCAGGACAGUGGUCUUCCUCAGUCAGCAGUACGGAACCGUUUUAUCUAUUGGAGAACAAGUAAUGAUGUGCUGGAGUUGGUGGAGCAGAGUCUGGACUUUAACCUCCUGGGGUCUCAAGUGAGAUUCAAGUUCCAGGAUACUCAGAUCUUUGGUGGUGUGACAGUGUGGGAGUCACAUGGCAAUGUCAUCAUCCUGGUGUCAACCGUAGCCAGUGUUCACCGCCUCAUCUUCCCUCACCCCUCACGUCUGCAGAGAAUGGAUAUUGGCUGUUCAUCAGAUCAGGUUGUACAGUCUAUUUUCUUUGAUGCCUCCCUGAUGACUGCAGCUGACUCCAAAAACAUGCAUAUGUUGAAUCCAGGGGGCAGUGUGACUUCUCACCUUCAUAGUGCUGCCACCUUCCUCAACAGUGAUGGAGAUGCAUUGUUUUCAUUUUCAAGUAACACAGGAAACAUCCUCCUCAUCAAAAUGCCACCCCCUCAGGUCCAAGGUGUUGUUCAACAGUUUGAUCUGCGACAGUCUUCCAUGAUGCAAAAGUUAUUUAGUGGACUUAUCAGGAGUGGACAGGAGGCUACAGAUUCCGCUACCAGUAUGGUCAUACAAAUGUUCCGAGGAGAUGUCUACAUCUUCGCUGUUUGUAGGGACCACAAAUUGAGAAUAUGGUCAACCAAGACCAGAGAAUGUAUCCUUGCUUACAACCUGCUAGAAUGUUGUCCAGACCUUCAACAUGUUCAACCAGUCACAGGAAGUGGACAUACAAUAAAGAAAGUUUUGAGUGGUGAUGCUAUUGAUUUAAAGCUUUGUGUGUACUUAAACUUCCCUGACAGAAAUCAGUUUUGUUUUGUACAAAUCCAUAUGGUGAAUGGUCGCCUGGAGGUUUUCCACAAUGCUACAGUGUUUGGCACACCAGAAGAUUUGGUGGAUUAUUCUGUAACAGAAGAACACCUUUGGACCCUCUGGACCAAUCAGACUGGAGAAAGUGUAGCCAGGGUUCGAAACAUGACAGGCCAAUUAAGGGGAGAUAACUGGAGUGAGGUCAUCCUUCAGCCUCAAGAGAAUAGCGAUAUCCUUGUCCCUCGUCAUGCUGAUCCUCGAGAGGUUUACUUGGCUCGUAUCUUCCAUCCUCGCCGCUUCAACGUCCAGGACAUUAAAAAGGCACUCAAUGUUUACCGUCGAUCAAUGGACAUGACUGUUACUGGGGAGAUGACACUACAAGUGAACACACUCAAGGAGGAGGUCACUUUAGCUGUAGAAGAUGCUAUCAGAAAUUCUGCAGCAUCCAAUGAACUUGCAGAAGAGGAAUACUACCAGAUCCAGCUUGACCAGUGGACAAAAUUCCACUCCUGCUGUGUCCAAUAUCAGGAGGUUGGAGCCAAGAUGAAGGGACUACUAACUGAUCCCAUCACAGGCUUGGUUUGUCUUAUCAAAAAGGGCUGUGUGACCUACAUUCGGCCCUGUGAUAGAAUUGAGGAGCUGUGUUAUGGAAGUGGGGAGUGGACAGACCAACAGGAAUUAGAUCAUGCUCAAAAGUUUGAUGUUGAGAUGCUGGGUCGGUGUCUAGAGCUGAUCAGGUCCAAGGUCACAGACGAGGCAGGGGCACAAUUUGACUACUGUCCUACAUCUCAGGAGGAGAUCCGAACUCUAGCUAAUCACAUAGUAGAGGAACUCUUCACAGAAGAAGGUUUGCUGAAAGGAUCAACAUCAAUGAUGUCACUUGGGGACCAAAUCCAGAGAAUCAUUAACCUGCCGGACUGUAUCCAGAUUUUACUGGAUUCCAUGGACCUGACCACACAAGAUGAUGUAGAAGACACAUCCAUGGAUGACGGUGAAAGCACAAACCACCAGCUGGCAUGUAGUCGGCUUUUCACUAGUGGCACUGCUGUGGAAAUCCUCUCAGCCACUCUACAGCAGGUCUCUGUCACAAGGUUAUCUGCCCUUAGAGAUCUGUUGAUCCUACAGGAGGCAGCAUGUCAGCUUGGAGAUCGGGAUGGUAUUACUCCUGAUGUUACUGGCCGUCUACAUCACGAUUUAAUCCCUCACACCCUAACCUUACUCCAGUCCUACAUGCUGCUUAAGUGGGUGUCCGAGUCUGUAGCCACACCUAGUCAGACCAGUACCCUAGAAUUUAACGUGAGACAGCUAGCGUCUUUAGAGAUCAAUGAUGGAUCAGGACUGACAAGUCAGCAGAGAGCCAGUCUACAGAAUAUAGGUUUGGCAGAGCUGUUUAUACAGGCUGUGGGUGGCACACAGGCACGACAAAUGUUGGCCCAGACCCGACUGAUGGAGAAUGAGCCCUGUGCUACCUGGACUUUGGGUAUCCUAGGCCUCACCAAGUUUGUGUCUAGACUUGUCUGGCCAAUGAGCCCCUACUUUGUGUUCCCAGAGUUCCUUGUAGGGAGUUGUCAAUACCUCCAGCUUCAGGAAUAUGUUCGUCUGCUGAGCUCCUGGUGCGAGUGGCAUGUUGCCUCACGCAGAUUUAUGUUGGGGCUGUGCUACCUACACUUUGAUGAACCACAAAAAGCUGGCCAGUGUUUUACUGCAGCAAAGGAAGGUGUGGCCACAGAAACAUUCCUGAGACAAAAACUUCUCCAGACAGAUGAAACGCACAACAAACGACUGGAGGUUCUUUACUAUCUCAAGGUAAUAAAGCAGUUUGAGGAAUUUGGAGCUCCUGACAUGGUUGUCUCCCUUGCCAAGACCGGUAUCAGUAUUGCAGAGGAUGAUGAUCCAAAUGUGCCCACUCUUUGGUCAAAGCUAUUCAAGUACCAGCUUGAGUUAGGCCACAACAUGGAGGCCUAUUCAGCCAUGAUAGCAAACCCUGAUCCAUCCAGGAGAAAAGAUUGUCUCAGACAGUUAUUGGUGACGUUGUGUGAGAGGGGCGACCUUCAGGCAUUGAUAAGUUUCCCGUACAUUGACCUAGAAGAAGAGGUUGUGAAUAUCCUGGAGAGUCGUGCCCGAUCUGUAGACCUGCUUACCCAUAACUACUACGACCUUUUGUAUGCAUUCCACAUCUUUAGGAACAACUUCAGGAAAGCUGGUCGUGUCAUGUAUGAACAUGGCACAAGACUUGGAAGGGAGGUACCAGGAAAGAGGGGUCUUGAGCGUCAGGCGCAGUGUUACCUAGCAACCAUGAAUGUGUUGAGGCUCGUAAAACCAGAGUAUGCAUGGAUUGUGAAACCUGUACAGAAACUGAAUAGGUCAAAAUUAGAUGACUCUGGAAGUUCACCAAAGCAUUUCUUGGAUGGUGAGGAAAAACUAGCAGCAUCCGACCAAAAGAUGGAGAUAAUGGAGCUUAGUGAUAUAGAGAAGGAGUUCAUGUUGGUGGAUGCUCGGCUCAGACUCAUACAGAAGGACACUGAUCCAGCUCUCUCAUCAGGUCCAACUCCUGGACCAGAUGAGAUGGUAGGACUUUUGGUAAAGGCAGGAAUGUAUGACAGAGCAAUCACUGUCUGUCAGGUGUUUGAUAUGAAACUAGUCACAGUCUUUGAAAGUCUUGCACUCAGGUGUGUGAAGCUGUCCCGUAGCAGUUCCUGGGAUAACUCUGUUGUGACAGUGACAUGGGACUGGUUACAGGAGAACAACUUAGCUCUGUCAAACCUCACCAAGGAUACCAGUGCCACAGACUUAGCUUGGCUACUCCUACAGCACUACUUAGAGACAUAUGAGGACCACACAGGACAAUACCAUCGCUGUAUAGCAAUGAAAUUGCUCUCGCAGGCCUUCCCUCUACCAACUUGGCUCAUCAACUCUUACAAGGGUUUGAACACAUCAGAACUACUAAGGGUUUAUAUUGACUAUGACAUGCUGGAGGAUGCCGUGAUUUUAACCAUGGAAUAUAUUGAUGCAGUCAUGGACUCUUUCACCGGACACGGGAGUGAACUUUUUAAUUUACGGGGUUGUCUACAAAAUCACACACAGACGGCCUGGUUGCCCUACACAUGUAUUGACCAGCUGCUAAUUGCAUUACAGGAUCACAAACAUGAUAUCACACAUGGAAAGCUGUAUGAAUCAUUACAGAAUAAAAUGGAUACCUACUAUAACAAGUUGUCUGAACAAGAUUACAAUAGCUGACAUCGACUCAUCUGAAUGUGUGUUUGUACUGUCCUAGCUGUCUUCUACAGUCUUCAUGUCAAAACAGGACACAUCCUCAGUGUCACCAUGUGUCAAAUUACUCUGAAUUAACAGAAAUUAAUGAUGCGGUUUUUGGAACUAUCCGAUUCACAUAAACUAAACAUCACAAUAUCACCGAGGGAAGGCUUCAUGUUUUCAUGAUUAAAUAUUGAAUAAAGGAUUUGAAGAAUUACACAAUAUGUCAACUUCAAAAUUGAUUGCUGCAGAAAUUGUGCUGUUUAAGUAUGUGUAUCAAUGCCA
Messenger RNA from Ylistrum balloti, 4521 nucleotides. Its product is annotated as nuclear pore complex protein Nup160-like. NCBI's taxonomy places the organism in Eukaryota, Metazoa, Mollusca, Bivalvia, Pectinida, Pectinidae. Bases 1 to 4221 code for a protein of 1406 amino acids. The transcript has 36 exons. Gene Ontology annotation, cellular component: nuclear pore. Gene Ontology annotation, molecular function: structural constituent of nuclear pore. The record is from RefSeq and is a predicted model, not a curated record.